This is a messenger RNA of Sorghum bicolor (sorghum), 1079 nucleotides long. RefSeq lists its product as uncharacterized. Gene Ontology annotation, biological process: negative regulation of cell population proliferation. The coding region runs from base 187 to 507 and encodes 106 amino acids. The transcript has a single exon. Lineage: Eukaryota; Viridiplantae; Streptophyta; Magnoliopsida; Poales; Poaceae. The record is from RefSeq and is a predicted model, not a curated record.
CCACCCCACGCCCUCCUCCUUCUCCCAGGUCCGUCACAGUCUCACGGCCUCACUCCCGUUAUAAAUAGCGCUCGGAUUCCUCACGCCCCCACACCUAUCUCUCUCUCUCUCCAGCGCACUCUUCCUCCUCACUACCCACCUCAGCAGCCUCAGCGAAGAAGGCCGGCCGGAGAAGCGCAUCGAUCCAUGGAGUUCUACGUGGACGAGAAGUGGAAGUUCUCCAAGAAGAGCCGGAACAACGGGAGCCGGCGCGUGCCGGGAGCCGGAGGAGCCGGCGGCGGGGACUCUCUGCUCAAGAGAUCGUCAAGCAUGAGGGACGUCCCGGCGAUCGGCCGGCGCGGGAGCGGUGCCGCCGGCGCCGCGGCGGCGGCGGCGGCGGCGGGCGGGUGCGCGCCGCAGCCGUCGUUCUCGAGCCGGUGCGCGGGGCUGGUGAAGGAGCAGCGCGCGCGCUUCUACAUCAUGCGCCGCUGCGUCACCAUGCUCGUCUGCUGGAAAGACUGCUCGUAGCCGCGGUAGUUCCAGGGCCGGCCGCCGGCGAAGAAGCUCCACCCCUCGCAGUUUCUCCGCCUGCCAGGAUCAGAGAGUCAGUCAUGGUGCUGGUUGCUGAAGCAAGCCGAGGGACACGGGGGAAGGAAGAAGGCAGAUUAGGUGAUGUGUGUAUAGAUCAGUCUUGAUUAGGAGUCCUCUUUCUCUCCUUUUUUACCUCCCAUUUCUGGGACGUUUUCUUGGUUAUUACUAGUACUCGAUUAGGUAAGUAGUAGUAGUAAUUAGCACAGUACUUAGUAGCUCUGCGAGGUAGAUGUGGAAUCGUGGACAGUUUUGGGAUCCCCUUCUUCAAGGGGAAUGGGGAUCUGGGUUCUUUUACAGCUGCAGUGCUGCAAAGGAGCUAGCACCGCAGGGCGCAGGCAGGCAGCUCGCAGCUGAAUGAAAUCUAGUGGAUCUUCUUCUGUUGUACCACGACCACGACCACGACCACGGUGAAAACAAGGUUGUCACUGCCCAUGUAUAGCUAAAGAAAUCAGACGCAACAGCAUGUUAAGAUGUCACCGCGUAUUUAUUUACUUUCUUUUAUUUUAAUC